Molecule: messenger RNA, 648 nt
Organism: Clonostachys solani
Lineage: Eukaryota; Fungi; Ascomycota; Sordariomycetes; Hypocreales; Bionectriaceae
Source: the annotation of a GenBank genome assembly
AUGGCAGCAAGCGCUUCCCGACAAUGCAACAACAUUAGCAGCCUCGCCGACGUCUACCUCGAGCUCCCUCUGUUCUUCGUCAAUCAUGAGGCAAAUCGCAUCGCCGCUGCCUGGGUUCGAGAGCAGGGAAUUCUGAUGGCUUUCUGCCAGGAUCGACAAACCCAUGCGUUCUUACGCCCGUACGACAUGAACCGCGAUACGGUCUACGUCCCAGCUGGUGAAAUCAACCAGCUUUCCUCCUCUGUCCCGAGCAUGUUCGAGCACGUUUGCUGCUCCGAGCCGAGCAUGGCCCGUAUAGCGGUGCCCGAAGAGGUGUUUUACCAAGACAGCGACACUCUGGCUGAGCUGUUAAGCUUGUUUCUAAUGGAGACCCUUUACGUCAUCGUUGGAAUCCAGCCGGGCUCUGGGAACGGGGACGGUGUCCAAAGAUUAGGCGGAAGAUGGCAGCUUGCGAGCCCGCAAAGUAACAUGGCGCUUGUGUGGAGUAGGAGUCGAGGGUGCUUUCAUUGGCGGGGCGGAGAGACGGUCGGAAGCGAAGAGCUGCAUGGUCGAAUGGAGCAAGCUGGUAAAGAGCUUAUUAGAACGCUCGACUGGAUCAGAGUGGACUGUUUUGAGAUGUUGCCAGUGUCUGUGGUGAGAAUCACAUGA